GAAAGAAAGAGAGGAAGUGUAGAAAGAGUCAAAACAGAAGACUGUUAGACUACGCCUAAAAGCUUGUAUUUUCUCGGGGCUUUCAAAAUCAUUUUUGGCAGUUUUCCUAGGAAGUAGGCAAGGUAGACCAGGCAAACUCCAAUGAUUCAUUGAAUUUCCUCUUUCAUUUUUCCAACCCCUCAACUACGAUGCCAAACUGAAGUUUCUAGCUCUCCCUUUGGUUUUUUUUUUUUUGUCCUUUAAUUCGUUCAUUUCAAGUCAUAAACAAGAAAGGAAGGUAAGAGAAAAAAAUUAGUCACAGGAGAUAAAAAGAACAACAACAAAAAAAAAAAAGCUAUGGCUUGCUUUGUUCCUUUCAGUAACAGAAAUUUGGAUGGAAGUUUUUUUGUGUUCAGACAAACAGUUGUACUUGUCGAUGAAUUUGUUGAGUCACUGAAACAGUUCUGUCUAUGCACUGAAACUCUUGGCUGUGUUCAAAGCUCUAUAUUCAAGAGUAUCCAUGGUAAUCUGAUCAUAUGGUAUGGAGGAUGGACGAAGAAAUCUACUGAAAACAAAGAACUUUUGACUACAACCCUUCUAUCAAUGUUAUCAAGUCUGUCAAGCAUGGCUGUUCUAGUUGAACAUAGCUUCUUUGAUGCAUAUGCUGGAGAAUCAAAAGAUGGCUCCAAUGCUGCCAAGUUCUCAACAGGUGACAUAGUCUCCAUGAGUGUUAUUGCAUCUUCUGCAAGUGACCUAAAUGAUGUCACCUACGCAAACUUGGCCCUAUUCAAGUCACGCUUCUUGAGGAUGGAAGGGGCAACAGCAGGAGUUUGCUUUAAAUGUCAGAGCGAGCCAAGGGUAGCAUCCUUUUACGUAUGGAAAUCUCUUCUAUUAUGUUAUUCCUGGAUCCUUACCUCGGAUUACAGGAAAACAAUGCUGCCCUACCUCGAUCGUUUUUCCCUCAGUAUUAAGUAUGACAUCUUCUGGGUUGUCUAUGUUAGCAGUGAAAAUGUUCAGAACUAUCAGAUUCCCACUCAGCACCAUGUACUGGAAAAUGGAAUAGAAACCAAAAAUUAAUGAAGGACGGAUCAUACAAGAUUAAAGAACUUUUCUUGACAGUUUUGCAUAGAUUUUGUUGAUGUAAAUGAUUUGUUACAUGUACAACCACAAGUAGUAUAAUCAUGGGAUUUAGUCAGCUAAUUGUAGUUAGGUUAUGUGUAGAGCCCAUAUACAUUGUCAAUUGAAUUCUUGAGAAAUGAAUUUAAGAUUUAACAUGAAUCACUUUUGCAAGUUUUACUAUUACCAAUGCUACCAAGAAACAGGAAUCAAAAACUGCAGCCUGGAAUAUGAGAUUCAAUGGACUUCCACGUCUGGUGUAUGAAAGAAAGAAGGCUUCCCUUCUCAUCAUCAUUCUUUAUUUGAAGAAAAAGGUAACAUAGAAAGACCAACG
Durio zibethinus is the source of this 1429-nucleotide messenger RNA. RefSeq lists its product as uncharacterized. The record is from RefSeq and is a predicted model, not a curated record. Lineage: Eukaryota; Viridiplantae; Streptophyta; Magnoliopsida; Malvales; Malvaceae.